AUGUGGGGCAUUUGCAGCAGAACCAUGGUGGGGAUGGCGAAACCCUGUGGCUUAAUGAAGUCCUGUCACUUGGUGAAGCCCGUAUCAGCGGCUCGGGUCUCUGGCAGAUACCUGACCCACCAGAAGGGACUGCCCGGUCUGCCUGUCCCCCCUCUGCAGCAGACCUGCGAGCGCUACGUCCGUGCCCUGGAGCCCAUCUUGGAGGUCGAUGAGCUGAAGCAAACUCGAGAGCUGGUGGCCGAGUUUCAGAAAGCAGGAGGCGUUGGAGAGAGACUUCAGAGGAGCCUGGAAAAGAGAGCACAGAACACAGAGAACUGGUUGUCAGAGUGGUGGGUGCUGGUUGCUUACCUCGAUUACCGGUUACCUGUGGUGGUUCAUUCAAGCCCCGGGUUGGUCUUGCCCCGCAUGAACUUCAGUGAUAAGCAGGGACAAAUAAGGUUUGCUGCCAAACUGACCGCAGGUGUCUUGGACUUUAAGACAAUGAUUGACAAUGAGACACUACCAGUUGAAUAUCUGGGAGGGAAGCCCCUGUGUAUGAACCAGUACUACGAAGUGCUGUCCUCCUGCCGUAUCCCUGGUCUGAAGAGAGACUCGGUGGUGAACCACGCCAAGACCUCCAAACACAUUACUGUGGUACACAACUUUCAGUUCUUUGCGUUGGAGGUGUACAACAGUGAUGGGACUCCACUGACAGCCGAUCAGCUCUGUAUUCAGCUGGAGAGGAUCUGCAGCGCCUCGCUGCAGACCAACGUGGAGCCCGUCGGCAUCCUCACCACCCAGCAUCGCGAUUCCUGGGGCAAGGCCUACGUCAACCUCAGCAAAGAUAAGACCAACAGAGAGUCGGUGUCGGCUAUCCAAAGGAGCAUCUUCACUUUGUGUUUGGAUGGAGCGAUGCCUCAGGUGUCUGAUGAGAUGCUCCGCAGCUGUGCUGCCGUCCAGAUGCUCCAUGGAGGAGGCAGCCAGUGGAACAGUGGCAACCGCUGGUUUGACAAGACACUGCAGUUUAUUAUUGGAGAAGACGGGGUAUGUGGUGCGAACUACGAGCAUGCCCCAGCUGAGGGCCCCCCCAUAGUGGCCUUGAUCGACCAUGCUGUAGAAUACACGAGGAAGCCAGAGAUGGCGCAGACUCCCAUGGUGCCUUUGCCCAUGCCCCAGAAACUGCACUUUAACAUCACGCCCGAGAUCAAGAAGGACAUUGAGGAGGCCAAGCACGCCAUGAACAUACUGGCCCAAGACUUGGAUAUGAUGGUCACGGUAUUUGGCCACUUUGGGAAAAAUGUGCCAAAGGCCCACAAGAUGAGCCCGGAUGCUUUCAUACAGAUGGCCCUACAACUGGCUUACUACAGGAUGUACCAGCGCUGCUGUGCCACAUAUGAAAGUGCCUCCCUGCGUAUGUUCAGACUGGGCCGAACAGAUACAAUCCGAUCCGCCUCGAGUGCCUCCGCUGCCUUUGUCAGAGCCUUUGAUGACCCCAGCAAACCGAACACCGAGAAGGUUGAUCUAAUGGAGAAAGCUGUAAAUGCACACAGGUCAUAUACUAACAUGGCAAUCACUGGCCAGGCCAUAGACAGACACCUCCUAGGCCUUAAGAUGGUGGCUGUUGAAGAAAAACUCUCCAUACCUGAUAUCUACACAGACACUGCCUACGCCAAAGCCUUACACUACAAGCUAUCUACAAGCCAGGUGCCGUCCAAGACUGACUGCGUCAUGUGUUUCGGCCCGGUUUCCUCCGACGGAUACGGCGUGUGCUACAAUCCUAUGAACGAUCACAUCAACUUUGCAGUGUCGUCUUUCAACACCUGUAAAGAAACCAACGCAGCACAUCUGGCCCAGGCCGUGGAGGGCGCACUGUUGGACAUGAGGACACUGCUGGAACAAACCCCAAAAGCCAAGCUGUGAAGGGCCUCCAGACUUUACUGACCUCUUUGUAACUGAAGUAGACGCGACAGGGCUAGGAUAGGCUUGAUAGGAAGACCGCUCUUAGUGUGAUUGAGUGACAUUCGGAUGACUGAACCCCACACCUGGUGCAAGCUACAGUUGGUAGUCUGAACCAGCGUUCUCACCAUGUUAUUGAUCAUCAUUAUCAUGCACUUUAAAUGAUGCUGUGAUAGUUGCUGUGUAAUGGCUGGGCAGUGCAACAGUUUCAAAGGGAGAGAGACUCGCAUGCACUUGUUUGGCUGGCCAGCUACCACAAUAAAGAUCCGAGAAGCUCGGAUUACAACACACACAGCGGGAGUGAGGCAUUCUCUGCUCAGGACUAGGGCUGGGCAUCGUUCAAAAUCUUUCGAUCCGGUGCCGAUUUUGAUACCUCAGUUUCGAUGCCAGUUCCUUAACGAUACUUUUUCCGAUACCAUAUGUUUUAAAAUCCAUUACAACAGAAACAAAAAUACAUUAAACACAAAACUUUUAUUUUCCA
Sander lucioperca (pikeperch) is the source of this 2416-nucleotide messenger RNA. RefSeq names its product carnitine O-acetyltransferase a (gene crata). The record is from RefSeq and is a predicted model, not a curated record. Bases 1 to 1899 code for a protein of 632 amino acids. Gene Ontology annotation, cellular component: peroxisome. Gene Ontology annotation, molecular function: carnitine O-acetyltransferase activity. The transcript is spliced from 15 exons. Gene Ontology annotation, biological process: carnitine metabolic process, CoA-linked. NCBI's taxonomy places the organism in Eukaryota, Metazoa, Chordata, Actinopteri, Perciformes, Percidae.